AUGGUACCGAAAAAAGCUACUCCAAUCUUUAUUAAUAAGGAAGAUGGCAACUUCAGAGAAGCUUUGAAAUUGUACGAUCAGAAACAAUAUAAAAAAGCUUUGAAACUCGUGGAUGCAAAUUUGAAAAAGAAUUCAAAUCAUGCUGAAUCAUUAGCAUUGAAGGGAUGUAUUUUGCACUUUACUGGAAAUAAGGAUGAAGCUGUAACGUACAUAAAGAGAGCCACUAAUAAAGAUUCGUCGAACUAUCUUGUUGAUCAUUUGGUGGGAUUGUACUAUCGUGCAUUGGAGGAUUACGUAGAAGCUGCAAAGUGGUUCAAAGCAGCAAUGGAUAAUGGGUCACCCAACAAACCCAUAUUACGUGAUUUGUCGUUUAUGCAAGUACAGAAUCGUGACUUUAAACCUUUGACUGAUUGCAGACAACAGUACUUGGAACAUGCUCCUGGAUUCAGGGCAAAUUGGACGGGUCUUGCCGUUGCUCAACAUUUGAAUAAAGAGUACACAGGGGCAGUGGCUACACUCACCAAAAUAGAAGGAAUCAUAAAGGAACAUUUAACAGAAAAUGAUAUGUACGAACAUGGGGAGGCGAUCUUGUACAAAAAUCAGAUAAUUUCUGAGUCAGGGAAUAUUAGCAAAGCUUUGGCGGUUUUGGAAGAGGAUCUUGAUAACAUCAAAGACCACUUGUCGUACUUGGAAUACAAAGCAAAGUAUCUCCUUCUAUUAGAUCGCAAGAAGGAAGCAUCUGUAGUUUACAGAGAGUUGUUGAAAACUAAUCCUGACAAUAUGCAAUAUUACAUCAUGUUGGAGUUGGCAUUGGAGACAAACACAAAGGACCCAGAAUUGAGAGUCAAAUUGUAUGAUAAGCUAACUUCAUUCUAUCCAAAAUCCGAUCCACCAAAGUAUUUGCCAUUGACGUUCUUACCCGCCGAGUCUCCGUUGUUUGAACAGAAAUGCAAAGAUUACAUCAUUCCCCAACUUUUACGCGGAGUUCCAGCCACUUUUGUAAAUGUGAAACCCUUGUAUGCCUAUGAAGGAAAACUCGAGGUUAUGGAGAACAUUGUUAUCAAGUUCCUUGAAGAGGAAGCUCCAAAAAACCCGAAUCCAAGUGUCACAGUAUGGACCUACUUUUACCUCGCUCAACAUUAUUUGUACAAGGAGGAUUUGGAUACCGCGUUGGAGUAUAUUGACUUGGCAAUUGAGCAUUCACCUACCUUAGUUGAAUUGUACAUCAUCAAAGCUAGGAUUUUAAAACACAAGGGGCUUUUUGGAGAGGCAUCUGAAGUCAUGGAUACUGGAAGAAAACUCGAUUUGCAGGACCGUUUUAUUAACUCCAAAGCAACAAAGUAUAUGCUCCGUGCCAACAGAGUUGAUGAAGCCGUUGAUUGCAUAUCGUUGUUUACAAAACUUGAUGAAGACGCGGUGAAUGGGUGCAAAGACUUGCAUUUGAUGCAAGUCAAUUGGGUAUUGAUUGAAAGUGCUGAAGCAUACACAAGAUUAUACCACGAGGAAGAGACUAAACUCAAACUGUCUAAUUUAGAUAAAGAUGGCGAGGAAUACAAUUCUUUGUUGGAAAACGUUGCCAUGUACAAAGGAUUAGCAUUGAAGAGAUUUCAAGCAGUUGUUAAAAAUUUCAAGACGUUUUAUAAUGAUCAAUAUGAUUUCCAUUCAUACUGUUUAAGGCGAGGAACUCCUCGUGAUUAUAUCGAUAUGUUGAGAUGGGAAGACAAAAUCCACGCUACUCCAGUUUACAUACGUGCAAUGGGGGGAUUGUCUGACCUUUACUUUGAGCUCUAUGAAGAACAACAAAAGGAGAAAUCACAAGAAGCCAACGAUGAUGUAAAGAUUAAAAGGAAUGGCAAAAAACAAAAAAAAGGAAAGUCAAACAAGAAGAAGCUGGACCAAGCAGCCAAAGUUGAAAGUGAAAAAGAUGAUCAAGAUCCUUUUGGAUUGACUCUUCUUCUGGACUUGAAGCAAACCGAUUUCAUUGAACAGUUAUCGAAGCUCGUCGAACCUUUGGCAACCGAAGCGCCAAAUUCGAAAUUGACAUGGGAGUUGCUUUUCAAAAUCUAUACCAUCCAAGGAAAAUACGUGUUGGCAUUACAAGCACUCAAGAGUUUGGAUAAAGUGUUGAACAAGGAAGGGUACAAGAAACUUCAGCAAAUCAGAGAUAAGGUCGUCUACUUGUCUGAGGUCAGUAAAAAUGACACCCAAGCCAACCAAGCCAUUGUGAAAGUUGUUGAAAAAGGAUUACAUUCUGCCUUCCCAGACUUUGAGAAGUUAUCACCAGAGGAGUUUUCAAAAGUAUAUAGCGAAUAA
Molecule: messenger RNA, 2313 nt
Organism: Lodderomyces orthopsilosis Co 90-125
Lineage: Eukaryota; Fungi; Ascomycota; Pichiomycetes; Serinales; Debaryomycetaceae
Product: peptide alpha-N-acetyltransferase complex A subunit
Exons: 1
Coding region: 1-2313 (770 amino acids)
Biological process (GO): N-terminal peptidyl-methionine acetylation
Cellular component (GO): NatA complex; cytoplasm
Molecular function (GO): protein binding; protein-N-terminal amino-acid acetyltransferase activity
Source: RefSeq, a predicted model, not a curated record